This is a messenger RNA of Synchiropus splendidus (mandarinfish), 4860 nucleotides long. It is a transcript of the gene garem1, whose product is annotated as GRB2 associated, regulator of MAPK1. NCBI's taxonomy places the organism in Eukaryota, Metazoa, Chordata, Actinopteri, Syngnathiformes, Callionymidae. Gene Ontology annotation, molecular function: proline-rich region binding. The transcript is spliced from 6 exons. The coding region runs from base 248 to 2839 and encodes 863 amino acids. Gene Ontology annotation, biological process: epidermal growth factor receptor signaling pathway; cellular response to epidermal growth factor stimulus. The record is from RefSeq and is a predicted model, not a curated record.
UUGCGCACUUCCCCUCGUCGCUUGGCUAACUUUGCUAGCUAAACAAACAUGGCUCUGCUACAUUACCACGCAUCAGACUUUAACGAUACGUAGAAAAAUACGUAGAAGAGAUCAAGAUGUACUUGAUUUAAAAGUUGCAAAUGGAGCGUUGCCGUGAUCCUCGGUGGGUCGGUUGUUUGCUGUAGUUUUCUCCUGCGCGUGUUUACACCUAGUUAGCCCUGCGGCUGGCUAAUGGAAGCUAGCGACCAUGGACCUUGGAGCAAUGUUGUACAAUAACUUAAAAGAAGUCACUUGGAGCACGACGUCGUUGCCGCUGGACCACAUCGUCAGCUCGUACAGGUUACCUCAGAUCGUCAAGCUCGAUAGUGGUCAGCUGGUUGAAGGGCUCAGAGAACACGACUACCUCCUGAUUCAUUCCUGCCGUCAAUGGACAACCAUUACAGCUCACAGUCUGGAGGAGGGACACUACGUGAUCGGACCCAAGAUUGAAAUCCCAGUCCAUUAUGAAGGUCAGUUUAAGCUGCUUGAGCAGGACAGGGAUGUCAAAGAGCCGGUGCAAUACUACAACAGCGUGGAGGAGGUGGCCAAAGCCUUUCCUGAAAGAGUGUAUGUCAUGGAGGAGAUCACGUUUAACGUGAAGGUGGCUUCAGGUGAAUGCAACGAAGACACAGAGGUCUACAAUAUUACACUCAGUACCGGUGAUGAACUGACUUUGAUGGGUCAGGCGGAGAUCCUCUACGCCAAGACGUCCAAAGAGAAAUCCAGAUUUAACAACAUCUUCAAAAAGAUCGGGAAGCUGAACUCCAUCAGUAAAAUCGGCCGAGGCAAGAUGCCGUGUUUGAUCUGCAUGAACCACCGCACCAACGAGAGCAUUAGCCUGCCCUUCCAGUGCAAAGGCCGCUUCAGCACCUGCAGCCCGCUGGAGCUUCAGAUGCAGGACGGCGAGCACACCAUCAGGAACAUUGUGGAAAAGACCCGUCUGCCGGUUAAUGUCACAGUUCCCAGCAGCCCACCCCGCAACCAACACGACCUUCACCUCAUCCGAGAGGGUCACCGCUACAAACUGGUCAACGUUCAGACCAAGACGGUGGUGGUCUGCUGCGUCCUUCGAAGCAACAAAAUAAUUCCCAUCCAUUUUCCCUUCCACACGGCCAUGCCCCGCUUCAUCAUCCCAGAAGAGCUGCUGCAGGGGGAGCUCUGGUUGGACACCAUGGUGCACCGCUGGUUCUCCUUCUGCCAGGAGCAGUUUGACAUUGACAACUAUUCUCGUGCCGUGAGAGAUGUGCGUAACGACUGGGCAGAUGAGGAGAAGAGCCCCAAAAAAAGCAGCAGCAAUAGGAGCUGCAGUGGAAGCAGCGGUGGCAGCAGCACCUCCAACGGUUGUCCUAACAGCGUGCAGAUUCCCAGCUCUUUGACCUACGCCAGAGAUGAGCUGACCCAGUCUUUCCACAGGCUUUCUGUCUGCGUUUACGGCAACAACCUGCAUGGCAACAGCGAGGUAAACCUGCAGGGGUGCAUGGCUCUCUGCGGUGACUGGACGCUGCUGCCCUCGGACAGCAUUCCCUCAGAGUCUGGAGAAAAUGAACACUUCUUCCCAGAGUUACUGGAUUACUCGAAACAGAAACCGUCUCUCAGCAAGUCUGACGUUCCUUAUGAGGAGCUGUGGCUGGAUCACUUCAGGGGUCACGUGCCUAAAUCUUCUCUACCAGAAGGCAUUCGAGGCCUCAACAAUGGCUGUGCGUCAACAGCAGCUCUAUCGUAUCCUGUCACAUGCCCGAUCAGUUCCAUUACACUUGCUGACGUGACUCUCACUCCUCCUCCCGUCCCUCCCAAAUCUGAAGCUGUGAAGGAGGAAUGUCGCCUGUUGAAUGCUCCUCCGAUUCCUCCGAGGAGCUCCAAACAAAUGCCAGUAGUCCCUAUUCUGUCCAAGCCACGGCAACAGGAGACCCGGUCUCCCAGUCCAACCCUCUCCUACUACUCCUCUGGACUCCACAAUAUCAGUGGAGCGUGUGAACAAGAGGCAGCCGAGCCACCGGAAUUAAAAAGUAAUGUGUGCUACCCCUGUAGCUGGCCCAACUCCAGCGCCUGCGAGCCGCCCUCCACCUCACCCAGUGGCAGUCUGCCUUCAAACAUGUCAUCCCGCUUGUCUUGGCCCAAUAAUUUCAGUCGCGCUGAAUCUCAAGGAGCUGAGGAGUUUGUGUCAUCCAGCUGCAGAAGUUACUACAGCUACCCCAGGAAAAGGUCCCCCAGCACUUCAAAGACCUGCACGUCCAGCCUGGUGGACUUCGACGGCCGGGAGCACACACACGGCACUCGAGAGCUUGGGUUUGAGAAAACAUGUCUGGAUCAAUUCAGCACAAAAUCGUCCAGUUAUAACGCUGAGAUGCACAAGGACAAACCCAUAGAGGAGUCCAACUCUAAGCAGAGCCUCUCCUGCCCGAUCUUGCCACCAAGAACACUCAAGCUAAAUUCCAUUAAGAAGUGCACAGAGCUUCUUGCUGCACCUGUUUCAGACAGUCAACAGGACCCAAACUUCAGGACACAACCAGAGCAAAACACCUCAGAGUCCAACUCCACCUGUGAGUUCUUAUUACCUCUUAGCUGCCCAGAGUGGCAGCCACCGUCCAGCCUAGCUGGUCUGUCCAUUGAGGAGGUGUCCAGGUCCCUGAGGUUCAUCGGCAUGCCCGAGGACAUUGUCUCUCUGUUCGUCUCGGAGAAGAUCGAUGGGAGUUUGCUGCUGCAGCUCAGCGACGAGAUUCUCUCUGAGGACUUUAAGUUGAGCAAACUACAAGUGAAGAAGCUGAUGCAGUUCAUAAACGGGUGGAGACCCAAAAUUUAAACACUAGAUGCUGCUCCUCAGCAGGAAACUUGCCUUCAGUAUAAAUGCUAUGCACACUCGACACAAAGGUUCUCUCUUAAGUAUGCUUUGAUGGGGUCGCUUUUCUGGGGGAUUGUACACUUUAUGAAGUCAUGUGGCACUUUCACUGAUCCAUGUCGAAUGCUUAAAAGACACAAACAUUCAUGAGAAAAUCCCAGAGACAAAAAGACUUACCAAAAAGGGACACAAACCUCAAGAUGUUGGCCGACUACAGAGGUGUAAAGCUUUAAUCACAGAAAGGUCUGCUUUGAAAGCACGCUUUUCUCAAGUGUUCUGAAAUUUCCAUCUCAACUUCCUUCACCACAUGAUGAUGCAGCAGAUUCAGGAGAUCAUGAUGAAGUCCGAUGUCAGGUAGCCCUUCAAUGAACAUCAUGAAGUGAACACAAUCGUUUGACUAGUGGGGUGACAACGUUAUGGUCAACGCCAACCAAUCGUGGGGUGGCGAGUUUGUGUCCCUUUUCAUCACAUCUAUAACCCGCUCAAACAUCUUCCUCACCAUUUGAAUUGCUGAGUCAGGAAUAUAUUAAAAGGUCUUAUUGCAAGAUAUUCUAUUCUCUCCGACGAAGACAUCCUAGCAACGUUCUCUAUCAUCAUAAUCCAAAACAAAGCAUUAUGCACUUUGGAGUCUAAUCAAUGCAGUUGAUACAAAAGUAACACGUACCAGUGUAAUAAUGUAGUAAUGUAAGUUGCACUACACGCUUUUGAAGAAAAAAAAUGAAGUGGUACUGAGCUGUUUUUUUUUUAGUAUGACAUCGCAUUUGGGCCGUUGAAUUACAAAAUAAGUCCAGAGGUGACUCAAACUUUGAAUCAGGUGCCCUGCAACAGGAAGUGUAUUGGAAUUAAGGUCGCCUUCUUUGGUUGGUAUUACUUUGUCAAUUUUCAGUUAACUUUGUCUUUAAAUGUUCAGAAAAAAUCCUCUUCAAUCUCUACGGUCACAUGGUAGAAUAUCUGAGAUUUAAGUUUCCCAUUGAUAUAGUUUAAGUGCUUUGAUAUUAUUUCUGAUUAAUUUGUUUUUAAGGGAGAAGUUAUGAAUUAAGUAGGAAUUUAUUUUUUAAAUGAUCUUGUAUUAUUCUCAUAAUUUGAGUUAUAAAGUGAGUCUUAAACCCACAAAAGUUCAAAUGCUGAAUGAGUUUCAGGGCACCUUAUUCCAAUUCAAGUUUCAACGCCUCUUAUACGAGUCGUAUUUCUGCGCCUUAACCCAAAAACCUUUACUGACUUUUACGUUCUUUUAAAUUACUGUGACACCGUGUUCCUUGCCAAAUCACCGUGUUAGUUCAUGGACUCGGAUUGUAUCGGUACAUCUGCCCCUCGACUCGCUAAUUUAUGCAGAUUCUUUAUCUUGUUUGUAAUAUAGAGCUGUUUAACUGACAAACGAUGGUGCCUCUUCUGAACUGUUUUUGUUGUUUUUAUUGGGUUACCCCUGUCACUUUGUACAGCGGGUUGUUACAUAUUUUACUUGAUAUUUCUUUUGUAUUUCGUGUACAUUGUAAUGCAAUUUUUACUUAGUAAUUACUAAUGUUAAUUUUUUUACUGUCUAAAAAAUGCUUUUGUUCAAAUGCCUGUUGUAUGAUCUGGAUAUUCUGUUUGAGGGGGAAGGCUCUGAAUUGAAAUUACACCGGACAACACAAAGAAACCCCACCAUAUAUUAACAUAUUAAUUCUACACAGUGGCUGAUGGUGUUCUAUGCAACCGCUGUGGAUGAAGCAGCGUCAGGUGUGAUUAAUGACGUGAUGCUAACUAGUAUUAAAACGAUGCCAGUUUUAACUGAAAGGUCAGUCACACUACAGGCUUCCACAUCAGUGAACGAAAACAACUGUGACGCGGAGCUGAUCUGAGCGUCGGCGCCUCGGACCCAACAUGAAGUAUUGAUCCGACAGAAGCAGCAGAGCAACAGACUGAUGGUGUUUGGUGUAACUUUCAAUUUGUUUCCCUGUUGAUUGUAUCAUCUAUUAAAACCAAUUAACAAAACUGGCUGUUGCAGU